UUCCGUUACUAGAGUUGUUAUUCGAUUAGCGCGUAGUGGUUGAAGCGGGUGGUUCAAAUCAAUAACUAUUCGCCACGUAUCAACUUGGACAACCCUAUUUACUGCCUACACCACAAAUUUAAUGUCUCUCUCUCUCCUCCCCUUGAGUCUCUACGCUCCACCAAUCCAAAACUAAACCAAUUUACAACAUUCGACAACGACAAAACCAGGGAGCACGAGGGUAAUGUGAAGAGGACCAGAGGACCAGAAUCUACGGCAUGUACACGUCACCGUCCGGCGGUACCCUCGGUAAGGCCACGGCGGUGAUGCGGGCCCUUAACUUCUACCUCUCCGAGCACCCCGUCAUCGUGAGUUUCCGAUGGAACCACGCUCUAUGGGGCUCUACCUGGUGCUUCCUCUUCUACUCUAUCUCUCUCUACUUCGUUCUUUCCAUUUUUCUCCACCUAAUAUUAGCGGUUCUUCUUCGCCGCGGCCAACGCGUUCCGCUUGGGCCGUUACCCGCGCUUCAUAGCCUCUCAAUGUCUCUCAUCUCAGCCACCAUCUUCGCCGGCCUUCUGCUCUCGGCUACGUCGGAGAUCAGAGAGACGCGGUGGCUCUGGCGGCGCUCCAAGACCCCUCUCGAGUGGCUACUCUGUUUCCCCCUCGGGACGCGCCCCUCCGGCCGCGUUUUCUUCUGGUCCUACGCUUUCUACCUGUCGCGUUACCUGCACAUGUUGAGCACCGUGGCGGUCGUUCUACGACGUCGCAAGCUGGUUUUCUUCAAGCUGUUUUAUCACGCGAUUUCCACGCUCAUGUCAUUCCUGUGGUUGGAGUUCUCGCAGUCGUUUCAAGUUCUCGCGAUCCUUUUCACCACGCUGGCGUUUUUCCUCAUUUACGGGUACCGGUUCUGGACCUCCGUCGCGACGACCGGCGCCCGUUUGCCACUGGUGUUGAACUGCCAGAUUAUGCUGCUUGGGUGCAACUUGGUGUGCCACGUUGGGGUGCUUUUGCUGCAUUUUUUCACCGGGGGGUGUAACGGGAUUGGCGCGUGGGUGAUGAAUUCCGUGCUGAACGGUGCUAUUCUGAUGCUGUUCAUGAGAGUGUAUUUAGGAAGGAAGAGGAAACCUAGUAAGAAUUUGGGUGGUUACGGAUGUGGUGAGAAUAAAAUCGCUCGUUCCUGCUCUGUUUUUGGCGCUUGAAAGGAAGCAGAUAGCAAUAAAUUGAAGUCCAGAUAAAAUCACGGAUUGAAGGUUGUUUGUGGAAUUGGGCACUCUCACUUUGCAAUUAACAACAUAUAUGCAGAUUCUCCAAAAAGGACAGAUAUGUUUUUAGGAAAGUCUCUAGAGUUUUUUUUUUUUUUUUGUGGAGUACUCUUUUUGAUCGAUAGCACUGUAAUGUAACUAAUACAAUCACCCUUCAUCUCUUUAAUAGAUUCAUUCAUUGCUUUAAGCCUUCUCAAUUCUCAUCACCUCAUCUCUUGCUGCAUGUUGCAUUUAGAAAAGAGGUUCAGCAGUUAAAGCCAUUGAAUUUUCAAUUCCUAAGUGUAGAUCAAACCCUGUAAUUAAAUGUCUUUUUACUUUUACUAA
This is a messenger RNA of Vigna unguiculata (cowpea), 1565 nucleotides long. RefSeq names its product fatty acid elongase 3-like pseudogene. Lineage: Eukaryota; Viridiplantae; Streptophyta; Magnoliopsida; Fabales; Fabaceae. The record is from RefSeq and is a predicted model, not a curated record.